Messenger RNA from Verticillium dahliae VdLs.17, 2544 nucleotides. RefSeq lists its product as uncharacterized. Lineage: Eukaryota; Fungi; Ascomycota; Sordariomycetes; Glomerellales; Plectosphaerellaceae. The transcript has 3 exons. The coding region runs from base 1 to 2544 and encodes 847 amino acids. The record is from RefSeq and is a predicted model, not a curated record.
AUGGCUUCUCUUGGUGGUAACAACAAACUGGCGUUAGACGCCAGUCUGCAGACCAUCCUCGCAGGAGUUGCAUUUGCUGUCUUUGGCAGUGUCUGUAUCUUCAAGGUCUUUUCCAAGUCCUCCUUGGAAAGUGACCAGCCGCCGAGCGUGCUCAAGUCCUUCCUUCUGUUCUUCUACUCCUGUUUCAUCAAACCGCACAACGGCGACAAGAAAGGCACCCAACAGGAUGCUCUUGAGAGCUUCUACAAGAAGCAAGCCGGCGCUUACGAUGCCACAAGAAGACUUCUCCUCCAGGGACGGGAGGACAUGCUGGCGCUCUCAGCUGCACAGCUCCAAGCCAAAGCGCAGGCCGAGGCGCAAGUCAAGCGUCGUGGAAACACGAAGCGAAUCUGGGUUGACGUUGGCGGAGGGACUGGCUGGAACAUCGAUGCCAUGUCCGCUUAUGUGAACGUGCCCGAGUUCUUCUCCAGUGUCUACCUCGUCGACUUCUCUCCAUCUCUCUGUGAUGUUGCGCGAAAGCGUUUCCAGAGGUUGGGUUGGGACAACGUCAAGGUUAUCUGCGAAGACGCGAGAAAGUUCCGUCUGGAAGACCAUGAAGAUGGGAUUUCAAUUAACGCUACUCCUCUCCGUUCGCCUGUCCUGAGCUACUUCUCCCAGAAGCGUCCAGAGCAUGGCGGCGCAGAUCUUGUCACCAUGUCUUACAGUCUGUCUAUGAUCCCCGAUUAUCACUCGGUCAUUGACUCUUUGACUUCUCUUCUGUCCCCUAACGGUGUCCUCGGAGUUGUUGAUUUCUACGUUCAGUCACAUGUUGACUUUUCCUUCCGCAACUUCACUGGCGGUCUUGUGAACCGCCACGUCAGCUGGCUUUCCCGGACGUUCUGGCGUGCUUGGUUUGACAUUGAUCGCGUCGGACUUGAAGCUGCUCGCAGGGAUUAUCUCGAGUACAAGUUUGGCACCAUCCUCAACAUUAAUGCUCGCAACAAGACUCUUGGCCGCAUCCCUUAUUACGUCUGGGUGGGAUGCCACAAGAAGCCUUUCUCUUCUUCGGCGCUGCCUCAUGAAAUUAUCGAGAAGAUCGACGCGCUCGCAACGGAGUCACCACUGCUUUACCCCGUGGAUCAGCGGAACGCCUUGACUCGCGCCAUUGAGAAAUCUGCGCCCGAGAUUCGAUCCAAGGCUUUCAUGGCCGCCAUAGAAAAUCUCUCUGCCAAUCUUCCGCUUCCAUCAUUCUUCUACCAGAACCACCACUGGCGCAUCUACUAUGACGACCAGCUCCAGAAGCACAAGCAAUUCAACGACGAGUACAUCUACGCGUUCACGUGGGAAGACACGAGGGUUGAUGAGCGUCUUCUAAAGCUCGGUGCCGACGAUGUUGUCUUAGCCAUCACCAGCGCUGGAGACAAUAUUCUCUCCUACGCCAUGCAGAGCCCAGCUCGCAUCCACGCUGUGGACCUCAAUCCCACCCAGAACCACCUCCUCGAGCUCAAGGUUGCCUCGUACUGCGCCCUUCCCUACGAAGACUUUUGGAGACUCUUUGGUGAUGGCAAACAUCCUGACUUCCGCACCUUGCUCAUGACGAAGCUCUCUCCCCACUUGUCCUCUCGUGCGUUCCAGUACUGGCUUCAGAACAUUCACGUUUUCACCAACAAGCGUGGCUACGGUCUUUAUGAUACUGGAGGCUCGCGUCAUGCGAUUCGCGUUUUCCGCUGGAUCACUCGCAUCUUCGGCGUCAGGCGUGCUGUCGCUGAGUUCCUUGACACCAAGACCCUGAACGAGCAGCGAGAGGUAUGGCGCACCAAGAUUCGACCUGCGCUCCUCUCGAAGCUCCUCUGCAACCUUGUCGUCUCACAGGAGUCCUUCCUGUGGUCUGCGUUGGGCGUCCCCAAAAACCAGCUCGCCAUGAUAGAGGCCGACCAUGCUGUCAGUGAUGCCGUCAAAGGCCCCUCGCCCAAGGCUAAAGACUCUCGAUCCCACGCUAUUUGGCACUACAUGCUCGACACUCUAGAUCCCGUUGCAGAACAUACGCACAUCGCCGUCGACAACCCUUACUACCACGUUUGCAUGACCGCCAACUUCACGCAGCGCUGCCACCCAGACUACCUCUCGGAAAAGGCCCACGCGCGCCUCUCUCGCCCAGGCGCCCUCGAUGGCCUCCGGAUCCACACUGACGAGCUCGACGAAGUCAUCUCGCGCAUCACCCCCGGCACGCUGACAGUCGCCGUCGUCAUGGACAGCAUGGACUGGUUCGACCCAGGCGCCGCCGCGGCUGCCCAGCAGAUCACCAAGCUUAACCGCGCUCUGCGCAUGGGCGGCCGUGUGCUGCUGCGGUCAUCGGCGCUCCACCCCUGGUACGUCAAGGCAUUCGAGGCGCACGGCUUCACGUCGAAGCGAGUUGGAGCGCGCGAGGGCGGUGCUUGCAUCGAUCGGGUGAACAUGUAUGCGUCGUGCUGGAUCUUGACUAAGGCCGAGAACCUGCCGCCGCCGACACCGGAGAUGGACAGGAUGGGAGGCGCGCAAUCGGAUGUGACGAGCUUCUCGCUCUGA